AUGAUGGAAAUGUUCCAACAAGCUAUGAAACAAAAUAUGCCUCAGCAGCCACAAGAGGAAAUACCUCCUGAGGAUGAUAACGGAAUUCCACUUCCACCAGGAAUGACCACACAAGUUACAGAUUAUCAAAGUAAACAAGGCAAAAUUAAAGUUUAUGAAAUCAGGGAACGUAAUACAAACUAUAUCUUAUAUGGUACACUUGCUAAUAAUGUUCAAGGCCUUAUAUUUGCGUUUUUCUUCAAUUUUAUUUUAAUGGCAAUUAGACAAUUCUUCGAUUACUUAAGAAACGCAUUUAACCUCAUUAAGGAUGCCAUUACACAUCCAAGACUUACAAUUGAACAAAGACUCAUCCUUGUUGCAGAAUCUAUUCUAUUUCUCGGUUUAGCUAUAUUCAAGGCCUACAAAUGCGGAUUUAUAGGAACAGGACCUGUAAAAGAAGUACAUAACCCAGCUACACCUUUUAUUAUUAGAAUUGCAUGA
Molecule: messenger RNA, 480 nt
Organism: Trichomonas vaginalis G3
Lineage: Eukaryota; Parabasalia; Trichomonadida; Trichomonadidae
Exons: 1
Coding region: 1-480 (159 amino acids)
Source: RefSeq, a predicted model, not a curated record